AUUAAUAAUAGUCGCCUUUGCCGAAAUGAAAAUAGAGUUGAUUUCAUUAAUUUUUUUCGCAAUCAAUUGUAAAGCACAAUAUUUUAGAAGUGGCCCCCCUAUAUCAAGUGAAGAUGUGGAUGUAUUGAUUACAGGUUUUCAAAACAUAUUUAACGAUCCAAUAUCAUUCCUAGAAACAUUCAUCCAACCUUUCAAAAAAAAUGGACAAUAUCAACAAAGACCAACGGGUAUUUCAAAAUAUGUUAUAUCAAAUCCACUGGAUUUGUUUAACAUCGUUGAUGAAGGAACGUCGUUAGUUUCUCCGAGGGUUUCAUUCGAUGAAAUGACACUUGCUAUGGAUAAUGCUACAAAGAAGUUUGGAGGACUUCGGUUUGCUAAUAUCAUAGGUAAAAUCUUAUGCCUUCUACAUUCAAUUUGGAAUAUGGUGUCUCCGUAUCUACUAACGUUCCUCCAAAAAUUUUCUUCGAAGAUUUAACAACGAUACUAAAUUCUAAUUAUUUAUUUAUUGAUACGAUGAUAAUUUGUAUUAGAAACGAGAAACAAUAGAUUAUUUGAAGUAUAAAA
This is a messenger RNA of Diorhabda carinulata, 564 nucleotides long. RefSeq lists its product as uncharacterized. The transcript has 4 exons. The coding region runs from base 26 to 475 and encodes 149 amino acids. The record is from RefSeq and is a predicted model, not a curated record. Lineage: Eukaryota; Metazoa; Arthropoda; Insecta; Coleoptera; Chrysomelidae.